AUGUUUCUCUUUUCGUUUCUUUUUCUCUCACGAGCAGAAGAAACAACAAAAUUAUAUGGUACAUGGGGAGAUUCAUACAUCGAAGAUGAAACAUUGCUAUUUUUUGAGUUCUUAAGGCCCGAUUUAACUGUUCAUGUUCAACAUCUCCUUCAAGAUGAGACAGACUUAACAAAAGAUAAAGUUUUACGUUUAUUAAAUCAAGAAUGGAUGCCAAAAUCCGUACUUGGCUUACUAAAUCUUUCUCUUUCAUGGAGAUAUUUUCAUCCUCGCGCUUCAGCAGGCAGGAGCAAAGAAAAUACGAUUUCGGAGCUACGCGGCUAUGGAUUUUCAGUUCCAAAUGACUUCAAUGAGAACAAAAUCAAGAAUUUUUCAGCGCGUUUCUUAUCAAGAUUGUAUUCUUUCCCAAAUGCUCAAGAUAGGUUCAGUUUCUUGAGGAACUCAGCUGCCAAUUUUCCUGGAGAGUAUCCUUUUCUCGAAAACCAUCCAAUAUUCGAUAGUUUAAUUGAUUCAUUCAAAAAUUUAACUUCGAAUACAAGUUUUGCCGAAACAAUCAGUAUAAAUGGUAGAGUAGUUGAUGGCACAUCUCAUGACGUCCUUCGUGCUCUUCUAGAAGAAACGCAAACGAAAUUUAUUUUAUCACAUCUUCAAUUUACGAAUUCGACCGACUACGAACAAAUAAUUUACAGUCCAACCGUCAAAGAAGUUUACAAUUACGUUUCUCCGCCUCAUUGGCAUCGAGAUUUGACACAUCACGAUUUCUUCAAUGUUUUACAGAGAUCUCCCAAGGAACUCAACGUAAAUGCAACAUCGCCUGAAGAGUUCAUGAGAUACAAGGAAGUUUUGUCGUCAAUUCAACUUUUUGUGAAUAUAAAUAAUCCGAUGUCGAAAUAUUUACUUUACGACCUUCUAGAGCUUGCAAGAUCCGAAAUACCUUAUGUAGUUAAUGUUUACUGCCUCGGAGAUCUAACAAAUGAGACAGAAAAGAAAAUUGUUUAUUCAUAUUUGAAAACUGAGGAAACUCUUGGCGCAAGAACAGCCAUUAAAUACUUAUUCGAUGCCUUAGAGAGUGGCAACAUCAAAAAGGAAUAUAAAGCAACUCGUCCGAUUAUUAAUUGGAAUGAUAUUGAAAAAAGACUUUACAACGAUACAGGGUUCACCGCUAUCGUUAAUGAUCUCAAUGAUUAUUAUCAAAAAGUUGGAAUUAACGAUACAACGUAUUCUGUCAAUGGUAAUUUCGUAUCUGGACCUUUGUCGUAUUUAGAAUGGCGCAGAUUUUAUUUACAGCAAGUAAAUAGACUCAUGGAUGCUGCCAAACAAGGAACGUUCGUAACAAAUCAGUCUUUGACGGAUUAUCUCAAAAAUAAUUCAAUUGUUCUUGAAAAAAUGCGGCCACCGAUAAAAAUCCGAAAUGAGCAGAUUAUCACAUUCUCGGGUAUCGAUAGCCGAACCAUUAUUUCCAUUUUUGAGAAUUUAUUUAAUCGUCCUUCUUAUCGACAUCGCCAGGCAGAGAUGCCGAUUCCUGUUUUCUUUGUCGACUGCAAGGCCAACCUCAGUUACGCUUCUGUAAAAGAAGACGUUCCAAAUUUCGAAUUUUACGAAAUCGAGUCAGGAGAGAUUGAUCCGGAGCUGAGAUUGCUUCUCCGAAUAGGAAGUUCUCCGAAAACGAUCAUUGGUCCACAUAUUUUCGAAGGAAACCUUAAUGGAGAACAAUUCGAUUACGCUUUGAGGUAUGUACAAAAGAGAUAUUGCCAUAAUAUCACAAAUAAAGCAACGUCACCACAAGUCUUCUACAUAACUAUCCUCAGAGCUUCACAAUUCUUAAAUGGAAUCAAAAGAACGAAAUUUGUUAAUCCAGAAACAAAUUUGUACAUUAUAGAUUACUCAAAUCCAAAUGCUGAGAUGGCCUACAGCCUAAUUACUAAUCCUUUCUCAAUAAAUUUCAGAGAAAUAAUUGAAGUCGCUUCCCACGUCGGCCAAUCCGGCGCCGGCAUCGUAGCCUUCAUUCCUAGCUGUAGUACGGAAGGAUUAGACACAACUUUUCCAUUUAUGCAAGAAAAUUAUUUCCCUGUAAUGAAUGAGCUCCAAAACGCACCCCCAGUGGCCAAUCUAACAUUUGUAGGUCAUAAGAGCUGGGCUGUAAUUCGUCGUGGCCUCCAUUUCUACAUUGAAGGUCUCAUUUUGACCGGAUUCGCUCCAGGAGCCAACGUAAUCAAAAUUGGCGACAUUUACCAUACCGCUCUUAAAGAAUCCGGCUAUUUCCAGUUCACUCUUCCUCCAGGAAUCUACAAUGCUCAAGGAUUAAGACAAUCUGUCAUUUCUGACUCAAUUUUACCAGUUUACAAAUUUUACAUGUCAGAUUUUUCACAUAUUGACGUUCCAACCUCUGAAGGUGUCCACAUCUUCUCGAUCAUUACUAAUCCUGUCUUCGAAACGAACUUCAUUUUGAUGCUUUCGUCAUUAGUGAACACAACAAAAGAGAAGAUCACUGCAUAUGUUGUAAAUCCUCCAAGAAGCGGCGAAGGCUUUGGAGUUAACAUUGUUCCUGUUGCAGAAUACGUUCCUCCCUUCCUUGAGAUGUCAACAGCACACGAGAUGAUGGUUGCGACAAUGAAACACGCGAUGGUGGAUUUCAUCCUUCCGUCAACAGUAAAACGUGUUGUUUUUGUCGACCAAUCAAUUUUCUUCAAGAAAGACAUAAAAUUGCUGACCGAUUUCAACAUGAGAGAUGCAGCAAUUGCGGCACCACAUUUCGGAAGGAAGUUCAAACCAUUUGUUUCUAUGUGGUUCAUGGAGAGAGAAUCAUUGUUACAAAGAGCAGGAAGACCUUACCAUUCUUCAAGAUUCUUUAUGAUUGACAUGGAAAACGCAAGGAAACAAAACUAUUUCGAUUUGUUCAGGUAUUUGGUAAUGUUCAGAAUAAGGUAUUCAAUAUUUGUUAAUAAUUAUGAUGAUGAGAUAAUGAACCAACUUCAAGUUCCUGUACAAUUCGUUACUCUGCCUGAAGAAGUUUCGUACAUGGAAGGAUCAACAAAUAAAAAGAAGAAAGAUGAUGCUUUGACUGAGUUCGUUUACGAUCCUCCAACAAAAAAGGCUUUGUUCAACAGUUUAAAUACUUAUUUAAAGCUGAGAGCAAACGUUUAUCGAAUGUAUGUCACUCAAAAUGCAACUGUAAAAUAA
This is a messenger RNA of Trichomonas vaginalis G3, 3177 nucleotides long. Its product is annotated as UDP-glucose:glycoprotein glucosyltransferase protein. The transcript has a single exon. Gene Ontology annotation, cellular component: endoplasmic reticulum. Gene Ontology annotation, molecular function: UDP-glucose:glycoprotein glucosyltransferase activity. The record is from RefSeq and is a predicted model, not a curated record. Bases 1 to 3177 code for a protein of 1058 amino acids. Lineage: Eukaryota; Parabasalia; Trichomonadida; Trichomonadidae.